AUGUUCGGGUACGCGACGGACGAGACGGAGGAGCUGAUGCCACUGACUCACGUGCUGGCGACGAAGCUGGGAGCGAAGCUGACGGAGGUUCGGAAGAACGGGACGUGCGCGUGGUUGAGGCCGGACGGGAAGACGCAGGUGACGGUGGAGUACCGGAACGAGGGGGGAGCGAUGGUGCCGUUGAGGGUGCACACGGUGCUGAUAUCGACGCAGCACGACGAGACGGUGACGAACGAGGAGAUUGGAAGGGAUUUGAAGGAGCACGUGAUAAAGCCGGUGAUUCCGGAGAAGUACAUGGACGAGAGGACGAUAUUCCAUCUGAAUCCGUCGGGGCGGUUCGUGAUCGGAGGUCCGCACGGGGACGCGGGACUGACGGGUCGGAAGAUCAUCAUCGACACGUACGGGGGGUGGGGAGCGCACGGAGGGGGUGCAUUCAGCGGGAAGGACCCGACGAAGGUGGACAGGAGCGGGGCGUACAUCGUGCGGCAGGCGGCAAAGAGCAUCGUGGCGGCGGGGAUGGCGCGUCGGUGCAUCGUGCAGGUGUCGUACGCGAUCGGGGUGCCGGAGCCACUGUCGGUGUUCGUGGACACGUACGGGACGGGGAAGAUAGCGGACGGGGAGAUACUGAAGAUUGUGAAGGAGAACUUCGACUUCAGGCCGGGGAUGAUGUGCAUCAACCUGGACUUGAAGCGGGGCGGGAAUAAGAGGUUCCAGAAGACGGCGGCGUACGGGCACUUCGGGCGGAACGAUCCGGACUUCACGUGGGAGAUGGUGAAGCCAUUGAAGUGGGAGAAGGCGCAGGCGUAA
This is a messenger RNA of Physcomitrium patens, 807 nucleotides long. Its product is annotated as S-adenosylmethionine synthase 1. Lineage: Eukaryota; Viridiplantae; Streptophyta; Bryopsida; Funariales; Funariaceae. The record is from RefSeq and is a predicted model, not a curated record. Gene Ontology annotation, biological process: S-adenosylmethionine biosynthetic process. Gene Ontology annotation, molecular function: methionine adenosyltransferase activity; ATP binding.